This is a messenger RNA of Cooperia oncophora, 1209 nucleotides long. The record is from the annotation of a GenBank genome assembly. Lineage: Eukaryota; Metazoa; Nematoda; Chromadorea; Rhabditida; Trichostrongylidae.
AUGAGUUUCGAUAUAGUUCUCGAAAAACUUGCUUCGGAUAUUGUACCUACGAACAUACGUUAUCUAUUUUAUAUGGUUACACCAAAUGAGACGCUCUACACAAAGAUAGAAGACAUACCAAAUUAUUUUCUGGAACCGGGAGCAGCAUGGAUGUUCUUGUUGGUUGUCUGUGAAUAUUUGAUAACUGAUGUGAUGCUGGGCAAGAAAAAGUACGCAUUCAACGAUGCGAUCACAUCGAUGAAUAUAGGAUUGCUGUUCCUUCCUCAUCAACAAUAUACCGUUUCUCAUAGAGAAAUCUUCAUUCUUCUCCCUUUUCAUUUCAGAAGCGGGGGUCGCUUUCUUGCAGCUUCAUUCUAUCCGAUGGUGUACAAUCGACUGCACGUCAUAGAUCUUCCAGACAACUCGGCUUUUACGUGGUUACUGUGCCUUUUCACACAGGAUUUCGUCUUCUAUGUCGGUCAUAGAGCUAUACAUGAAGCUGGGGUAUUCUGGUCCUUCCAUCAAACUCAUCAUUCAUCUGAGUACUACAACUUUACUACUGGUGUACGGAUGGUAGCGAUCCAGCCUAAACUCGAUGUUAUUCUACUAAAUCCUAACCAAUUGAGGACGUUGCGAAUGACGUUUUUCGACCUGCUUCAAGCCGUUGCCAUCCCACCUAACGUAUUUAUAGUUCACCGCACUAUGGUUAUCGUCUUUCAAUUCUGGCUUCACGCGAGUGUAAGACUUAUUCGAAUAACUAGGACCAAAUAUGCAAAAGCGAUCCUGAUAGUGAAUCUUCAGUGCAUACCUCCACUCGGCCCACUUGAGUACAUAAUUUGCACUCCGUCCAGCCACCGUGUUCAUCAUGGCAGGAACCCGUACUGCAUCGACAGGAACUAUGGCGGCGUUUUCAUCAUAUGGGACAGACUUUUUGGCACAUACGCAGCGGAGCGCAUGGACGAGGAGAUCGCGUUCGGACUUGUUACCCCAGUGAAAUCAUUCAAUGUUCUGUGGUGUGAGUUCUUCGAAUUCAAGGCUAUGGGCUACGAUAAAGGUCAGAUGAGGAACGAGAAAAACGAAGAGGUUUUUCCAGGUUUAUGGAACAAGGUGAAAGCUGCUUUAUGGCCGCCAGCAUACUUACCAGGAAUGAAAACAAAACCGUUCUUUUUAUGGUUAUGUCUGAAGGAUCACACAGAUGGAGUUCCUGAGACGCCUUUCACUGAUCUUUGA